Messenger RNA from Saxophila tyrrhenica, 1398 nucleotides. RefSeq lists its product as uncharacterized. Gene Ontology annotation, molecular function: protein dimerization activity. Lineage: Eukaryota; Fungi; Ascomycota; Dothideomycetes; Mycosphaerellales; Extremaceae. Bases 1 to 1398 code for a protein of 465 amino acids. The record is from RefSeq and is a predicted model, not a curated record. The transcript has 2 exons.
AUGCAUGCGACUCUUGCCCUUCCGUCUGAACCCACGGUAAGUGCUCUCACGGCCGCCGCAGGUAAUGCAUAUAUGACUUCUACGAGGCACGAUUCACGGCCCAUCUUCUCGCCCAGUGUGUCUUCUUAUACCCAGCAUUUGUUCCACGCUCGACGGCCGAGUGCUCAGAGUGGAACGAUCAUGCCACGGCCAAAUCCCCCGCCUACUCCAGGCUCGUCAAGCGAUAUCAGAGGGAAGGAGGGGGCGCAUGGAGCGCCGGCAUUCAAUCUGCCACCUACCGCAUAUCAAGAAGCAGAUCGUGCGAGUUCGAGUUCGGGGACACCGUCAGCCAAUGGCUCGGACUCGUCGUACCGUCCGGUGUCUCCAGCACCACCAGCUGCUUCUCAUAGCAGGAAGCGUUCGGCAGAUCAGAAAGGACCCGUCGUGACGAAAGAUGACUUUGCCCUGCCGCCUCCGCCUACACGAUCGAGGAAGAUCAUACAGAUGAAGCCACAGUCGAGCGAGAGUGUGGACCAGUCGCAUACGGGAGCAAGCACUUCCCCUCAAGCCAAAGGAAAUGGCACACCUCAAACAAACGGCAAGAGGAAGCAGAACAGCGGUGGAACCACUGCAGCAGGACGCAAGAUAGCUCGAAAGACAGCACACAGCUUGAUUGAGCGAAGGCGCAGAUCAAAAAUGAACGAGGAGUUCGGCGUGCUCAAGGACAUGAUACCAGCAUGUCAAGGACAAGAGAUGCACAAGCUCGCUAUCCUCUCGGCCAGCAUAGAAUACCUCCGCUACCUCGAAAAAUGCGUCUCCGACCUGCAAGCCCAACAAACCUCUCCCCGCCCACCACCACCGCCCUCCGCCCCCCAAAGCACUCAAGACGACGACCCCUCCAACGACGAAGACGAAGAAAUGCAAGACCCCGACCCCCCCACCACCGCCUCCACCCCCGUCACCACCGCCCCAGACCGCAGCGCCUCCCUCAUCUCCCUCCCCUCCCUCUCCCAAAUCACCACAGCCUCUACCACCUCCCCCUCAAGUUUCCCUUCAGAACGCCAUUACUCCGUCUCCUCAGCCUCGCAAGCGAGUUACUCGCCUUACUUCCACUCGACCCACACGUCUCCGGCGUUCGGCCCGCAGAUCUCGCAAGGGUCGUAUAGGGAGGUGUUUGGACUCGGGAGUCCGGCGCUGCAGCCGUUGGAUUCGAGGAAAGGUGGUGAAGGUGCGCUGAAGAAGCAGCGGUCCGAGUCGGGAAAGGUGGCGCGGAGCGAGCAGGAGCUGGACCAGGAGGCGACGGCGGCGCUUUUGAUGCUGAAUCACGAUCGGAGGAGCUGGAAGGGGAGGCAGUCGGAGGGUAGUGGAACGGGGAGGAGCGGGACUGGGAUGAGUGUGCGGGAUUUACUUAGUGGGUGA